This is a messenger RNA of Saccostrea cuccullata (small rock oyster), 4184 nucleotides long. RefSeq names its product ubinuclein-1-like. NCBI's taxonomy places the organism in Eukaryota, Metazoa, Mollusca, Bivalvia, Ostreida, Ostreidae. Gene Ontology annotation, cellular component: nucleus. The coding region runs from base 114 to 3530 and encodes 1138 amino acids. Gene Ontology annotation, biological process: chromatin organization. The record is from RefSeq and is a predicted model, not a curated record. The transcript is spliced from 17 exons.
UAGUGACGUCACGAUACAACAAAAUGGCGCUAUAUUUGUCAGCUCCGUUUGGAGGAUGAAAAUAUUUUCCUCGAAAGUAAGACAUAAACAGAUGGAUACUUCAAUUGGACGGAAUGGCGGAACCUAAAAGAUUGUCUUUCACGACUGUUACACAAACAAAGGAAGUAAAAUCAAAGAAAAAGGACCCCAAAACUGUGCGGCUAGAAUUGACCCUAAAGCCAUCAACUGAUACAACAUGUCCAGAGUUUUUCUACACCGAUCUCGUAAAGAACGAGUUGACUGACAGUAAAGUACCAAAUGGAGGAAUUCCUAAUCCCGAUGAUCCCUUUGGGGAUGACGAAGACCACGAUAAAAUUGUUGCGUUGGCAAAGAGUUUUGAAGAAAAAUACGCCCCAAAACCGGGUAAGAAGGGUAAAAAGCGAGCUGGGCGCAUCACUGACUUGGUAGACCUGGGAGAUGGGUAUGACCAGGAGGAUCCAUUCAUUGACAACUCUGAGGCGUAUGAUGAAGUUGUGCCACUGUGUCUGACUACCACAUUAGGUGGAUUCUACAUCAACUCAGGGAAGCUCGGAUUUAAGGAGGUGUCUGAUGACUCAGGGGAUGAGUUUAUAUUCCUUAAAAAGAAAAAGAAGAAGAGGAUGAUAACAUCUGAUUCUGAGUCGGAAAAUGAGGAACAUAGAAAGAAAAAGAAGAGGAAAUUGAAAGAUGGAAAUUCAUUACAUGAAAAGAAGAAAAAGAUAUUAAAUGGAGAGUCAGAGAAGACAUUUAAGAAACCAAAGGUCCCCACAGAGAAAGAAAAACAACCUAAAAAGAAGAAGGCCACAGUGGCAGAACUUCUUAAACAGCAGGGGGAUACGUCAGUUAGCCAGACCAAUGGAACGAGUCUGGACUUGGACCUCAUUAGUCCCUCCUCUAAUGACGAUUCCUCACAGGACGCCCAGUCUUACGACGAGAGGAUCGGGGCUGUCAUCGACUCCGUCAUUGCCAUGGCAGGUUCUGACAAGAACAUAGAGUCCAUGAUAGACAACCCCUUCAAAGAAGACUCUAACAGCAAGGAUGAGAAAGUCAUUGAUGAAGCCACAGCACCUAAGCUCCCCCUGGAUAUGCCUAAAGACUUGGAGGAAACCAUCCAAAAACUGAAGCAGGCUGCUAAAACUUCUCAGGAGGGAAAAUGCAAAUUUUUUACCAAGGAAGUUAACAGUAUGCUCUUAGAUGUGGAGACGGGUUCCCGGCGCUGGGGGAGCUGUGGUCAGAGGUCCAGUAUCUUCAGCCAUCUGGCUGCCUUCCUGCCCUGCUCUAAAGACACCUUGUUAAAACGAGCCAAGAAGCUGCAACAGUCUGAACAGGAUGACCAGCUCAAGGAACCGGUGCAGAAACUCAGAGAAGCCAUAAAUGGAAUGAUGCCUGCACUACAGGCAAAACAUGAGCAAGAAUACCAAACCUUUUUACAGAAACAAAAAGAGGAGAAGGAGACAAAAGAGGAACAGGGUCCUAAAGAGGGCGUGAAUGACACCGAGGACAGUGACGAGGAGAAGACAACAGAGGGCAGCAAGAGAGGGGCACCCAAAGGUCCCAGGAGGAAGUUCAUCUGGACAGAAAGUAUCAGGUCUUUACUGUGUGAUAUAGUGCGUAUCAAGAUGAAGAGUUUUGACCUAAUGAAAACUAAGACACAAUCAGCGGAGGAAUACCUUAAACAGUUCCUAGACAAAGACAUUAAACCACUCUGGCCUAAGGGAUGGAUGCAAACUAGGAAUUUGAUAAAAGAGAGCAGAGCAGUUCACUUACAGUGGACAAAUGUACAAAAAGUGAAGAAGCAAGCAAAUUUGACAGUAAACAAAACCUCUUCCAUGCAGUCAACACAAAACUCUCAGUCGUCAUCUACCACCUCUAAGUUUGUACCAGGAUCCUCCUCUCUCCAUCCCCCAGCAGAGGAAAAUUCUAACAAAGAGAAGAUGGAAGUACCCAGUCAAUCAUCAAAGCCUGACCCCCUGGCUGUUCAUAACUACGCUGGAAAACAACCUGCUAAACCUAAUGUUUCUCCUCAAUCUGUGUCUAAACUUAGCGUUUCUCCGCAGUCUACGUCUAAACUUAGUGCUUCUCCACAGUCUGCGACUAAACUUAGCAUUUCUCCGCAAUCUGGAUCAUCAUCAAAACUCGGAGAAGUGAAUAUAUCCUCUGAUGCUUUGUCCCUGUUGGCCUCGUCAGCAGCCAAUCAGAAAUACCUAGACAAAUCUUGGGGUCACGAGGUCAAUGACAUACUAAGGGCAUCACUCACUCCUCAAAUACCUGACAGCAAGAAGAAAUCUGAUCAAUCUAAUGCUAGCAGCAAAUCAUACAUGGAACAAUUUCAGACUUUUGUUUCCCCAUUGAUUCAGAGACAAUUGUCAGAGGAAGCAGGAAAAACUCAGGAAGUUAGUCCCAAAAAGAAAGAUUUAACACUAGAGACUAAAUCUUACACUCAGCAGCAGCUACUGAAUAGACUCCAGUCAGUGGCUGCUCAUCAGGCAAAACCUGUCACCCCAGCCUUCUCCCAUCAGGGGGUGGUCAAACCAGAGGUCAAAACGAUGGCCCCUCCAGCUCAUCAAAGCAAACCUCAGACAAGCUUACCAGCCCAGUCUCCCAAUACAAAACGACCAACUAUAAGUGAUGAUGUAUAUAGAAAAUUCCUGAUGGAAAGUGGAGUAAAUCUACCUCCAGCACAUGCUAACAAACCAAACACUCCUAGCAAUAUUAUGCAUGGUGCUAGUGGAAUGAUGAAAGCGUCAACCUCAGAACCAAAAAGUGAUAAAAUAAAAACAAUAGUGAUGUAUCCCUCGUCUUCAGCCAGCAGUCGGCCAGCCCAGUCUCUGUUCAAUACCACAGGUACAGGGCGAGUCGUCCAGGCCGCAGCAGGUGCCCCCUCAGGUCAGGGAGCCUCUCAAAACAAAAUGUCUUCAGUGUCAAAAACAUCACCUAUGCAAGUUCAAAAACCAGCAGGACAGAGUUCAGUGUCCCCUAGUAAUCCAAUUCCUAAAAUGGACAGUAAAACUGCUGAGCUCAUCCAACAAAUGAUUAAUUCCCAAGCCUCUAAAUCAUCUUCUUCACAUUCCCAAGUGAAACAGAUCUCGCCCACCAGUUACCAAGGGAAACCUGUAUCCCCGUCUUCUGUGUACAACAAAUCCUCACCCCAGCAGCGGAUAUCCCCCCAGAACUGGAAUGUGCCCCCCAUCACUGUCCAGCAUAAGUCCACUGUUGGAGGAAUGAUAAGUCCCUCGCUCCCUAACCCUGCUCCUGGGUACCAGACCCUGAAACUCUCCAACUUUUCCAGGGAAUCAGCAGCCUCCUCCAGUUUACCUCCUCCCUCAGUUGUGUCCCCUGGUGGUAUGUAUCCUCCCACUAGCCCCCUGUUACCUGGCAUGCCGAACCCCCUACUUCAGACAAGACAACCUCAUCCAGGGCUGUACCCCCCAUACACUAGCAGUUCUCUUCUGCACCAUCCCUUCAACAACAGCCAGUACUCAGACAAAUCGAAAUCACCACAUGGAUAUUAAGAAUGUUUGAGAAUAUAUGGAGACACCCAUGACAUACCAGAACCACAAAGCAGGUCUCAAACCAUUUUGUCAGAAACCCUGGCACACAAGUACCUCAGAAGCAGGAAUCAAACAACAUUGUCAGACACUAAUGACACACCAGUACCUCAGUAUAUAGCAGGACUCAUACAGCUUUGUCAGAUGUAAUGCAUAAUCUGAUAUUGUUAAUCUGUCAAAAAGGAAGUCCAAAGUUUUCGUUUGCAAGAAGCGAUAUAUACUAUAGAGAAUCUGGACCCUUGUGAAAUAAUUAAUGAAUUAUAAACGUGUAGCCAUGUCUGUUUGAAGUAAUGAUUUAGUAUUGUAAUUUGGGACUAGCUAAAUAGAGUUACACAUGCUUGUACAUGUACAUGCAUUAUUUAUGAGAAAAUGAUAUUUACAAUAUGAAACUGAUCUCAAAUAAUGUUCCAGUAAUUAAAACAAAGUGUUAAAUUUUCUAGGUAUGAGUUGAGAAAUGUACUGUUCCAUAAGACAAUUUUCAAAAUGAAAUGUCUACUUAAUAUUUGGAUGAAAAAAAAAAUAUCUAUAAAAUUAUUGGAGUAAAUUUUGCGAUUUUGUGAUUGGCAAUUAUUCACAAUAUUUGAAAAACAAUGAUAUAAUUAUUAGCUAAAUAAUGUC